AGAGAGGGGAGGAGGAAAGCGAGGAUUGAGAGAAGCAAGAGCGUGGCUCCGAUCCCAGGAUCCCAGUUAACCUGCUAGAGCUCAUCACAGCCCUGCACCAACUCACCCGGUACCCUCUCUCCUCCGUUCGCCUUCUUUCCCCUUUUCGCCUCCUCUGUCUGCAUCCUCCACCUGCCCCCGACUUUUGCAUCCGACCAGAGGACGAAUGCGGGAGACGUUCCCGCAAAUUGGGGCAGCAACUUUCCUCGGCUGGUCUCUGGGCUCCGGGAAGAGGAGCGCGCUGAUCCUCCGCGGUCUGUGGCCGAUGGAGGAGGAGGAGGAGGAGCGGUGAUGGGCUAGCGACAGAAGCGAGGAGCCCCGAGCGAGCUCAGCCUUGCCAGCCAGCUCCGCGUUCCCACGCGGGUUUCCUCGAUCUCGCUCUGGGGACAGCGUGCGGAGUGCGGACCCGGAGCAUCCAGGGAGGAUGAGGUGGGGACCUGGCCCAAGGGGGGUGCAACUUGCGGGCGUGCGGCAACGGCUGUGUCUCGGCAUGAAUUAAGAAGCUAGGAAGAUGGAGCGCGGCACACUCGUCGCCCAGCCUGGGCUCUGGACCAGGGACACCAGCUGGACACUCCUCUAUUUCCUCUGCUACGUCCUCCCCCAGAGCGCCCCGCAAGUACUUAGGAUCGGAGGGAUUUUUGAAACUGUGGAAAAUGAACCUGUUAAUGUCGAAGAAUUAGCAUUCAAGUUUGCAGUCACCAGCAUUAACAGAAACCGAACCCUGAUGCCUAACACCACAUUAACCUAUGACAUCCAGAGAAUUAACCUUUUUGAUAGUUUUGAAGCCUCACGGAGAGCAUGUGACCAGCUGGCUCUAGGUGUGGCUGCUCUCUUCGGCCCGUCCCACAGCUCCUCCGUCAGUGCUGUGCAGUCCAUCUGCAAUGCUCUUGAAGUUCCGCACAUACAGACCCGCUGGAAACACCCCUCGGUGGACAACAAAGACUUAUUUUACAUCAACCUCUACCCAGAUUACACAGCUAUCAGCAGGGCGAUCCUGGACCUGGUCCUCUAUUACAACUGGAAGACAGUGACCGUGGUGUAUGAAGACAGCACAGGUCUAAUUCGUCUGCAAGAGCUCAUCAAAGCUCCCUCCAGAUAUAACAUUAAAAUCAAAAUCCGCCAGCUGCCCUCUGGGAAUAAAGAUGCCAAGCCUUUACUCAAGGAGAUGAAGAAGGGCAAGGAGUUCUAUGUGAUAUUUGAUUGUUCACAUGAAACAGCCGCUGAAAUCCUUAAGCAGAUUCUGUUCAUGGGCAUGAUGACUGAGUAUUAUCACUACUUUUUCACAACCCUGGACUUAUUUGCUUUAGAUCUGGAACUCUAUAGGUACAGCGGCGUAAACAUGACUGGGUUCCGGCUGCUUAACAUCGACAACCCUCACGUGUCCUCCAUCAUUGAGAAGUGGUCCAUGGAGAGGCUGCAGGCCCCGCCCAGGCCCGAGACUGGCCUCUUGGAUGGCAUGAUGACAACUGAAGCAGCUUUGAUGUACGACGCUGUGUACAUGGUGGCCAUCGCCUCCCACCGGGCAUCCCAACUGACCGUCAGCUCCCUACAGUGCCAUCGACACAAGCCAUGGCGCCUUGGACCCAGAUUUAUGAACCUGAUCAAAGAGGCUCGGUGGGAUGGCUUGACUGGGCGUAUCACCUUCAAUAAAACCAAUGGCUUGCGGAAGGAUUUUGAUCUGGACAUUAUUAGUCUCAAGGAAGAAGGAACUGAAAAGGCUGCUGGCGAAGUGUCUAAACACUUGUAUAAAGUGUGGAAGAAGAUUGGGAUUUGGAAUUCCAACAGUGGGCUUAACAUGACAGACGGCAACAAAGACAGGUCCAACAAUAUCACCGAUUCACUGGCCAACCGAACACUCAUUGUCACCACCAUUCUGGAAGAGCCCUAUGUGAUGUACAGGAAAUCGGAUAAGCCCCUGUAUGGAAAUGACAGAUUUGAAGGAUAUUGCCUGGAUCUGUUGAAAGAACUGUCAAACAUCCUGGGUUUUAUUUAUGAUGUUAAACUAGUCCCUGAUGGCAAAUAUGGAGCCCAAAAUGACAAAGGAGAGUGGAAUGGGAUGGUUAAAGAACUCAUUGAUCAUAAAGCUGACUUGGCAGUGGCUCCUCUAACCAUCACCUACGUGCGGGAGAAAGUCAUCGACUUCUCCAAACCAUUCAUGACCCUGGGCAUCAGCAUUCUCUACCGGAAACCCAAUGGUACCAACCCAGGCGUCUUCUCCUUCCUCAACCCCCUGUCUCCAGAUAUUUGGAUGUAUGUGCUCUUAGCCUGCUUGGGAGUCAGUUGUGUACUCUUUGUGAUCGCAAGGUUUACACCCUAUGAGUGGUAUAACCCCCACCCGUGCAACCCUGACUCAGAUGUGGUGGAAAACAAUUUUACUUUACUAAACAGUUUCUGGUUUGGAGUUGGAGCUCUCAUGCAGCAAGGAUCAGAGCUGAUGCCCAAAGCUCUAUCGACCAGAAUAGUUGGAGGGAUAUGGUGGUUUUUCACCCUAAUCAUCAUUUCAUCCUACACUGCCAAUCUGGCUGCCUUUUUGACAGUAGAGAGAAUGGAAUCCCCCAUAGAUUCAGCAGAUGAUCUGGCAAAGCAAACCAAGAUAGAAUAUGGGGCAGUCAGAGAUGGAUCAACGAUGACCUUCUUCAAGAAAUCAAAGAUAUCCACCUACGAGAAGAUGUGGGCUUUCAUGAGUAGCAGGCAGCAGACUGCACUGAUAAAAAACAGUGACGAGGGCAUCCAACGGGUGCUCACCACCGACUAUGCCCUGCUGAUGGAGUCCACCAGCAUUGAGUAUGUGACGCAGAGAAACUGCAACCUCACUCAGAUUGGGGGCCUCAUUGACUCCAAAGGUUAUGGAGUGGGAACGCCAAUUGGCUCUCCUUACCGGGAUAAAAUUACGAUUGCUAUUCUUCAACUGCAAGAAGAAGGCAAGUUGCACAUGAUGAAAGAGAAGUGGUGGCGUGGGAAUGGCUGCCCUGAGGAAGACAACAAAGAGGCCAGUGCUCUGGGAGUAGAAAAUAUUGGGGGCAUCUUCAUUGUUCUGGCUGCUGGACUGGUCCUUUCUGUAUUUGUAGCUAUUGGAGAAUUUAUAUACAAAUCACGGAAGAACAAUGAUAUUGAACAGGCAUUUUGUUUCUUUUAUGGACUGCAGUGUAAGCAAACCCAUCCAACCAACUCCACUUCUGGAACUACUUUAUCUACGGAUUUAGAAUGUGGCAAAUUAAUUCGCGAGGAGAGAGGGAUUCGGACACAGUCCUCAGUUCAUACUGUGUAAUCAGUUUUUUUUUAAAAAAAAGUGUGCCCAGUAGAAACUGUUUCUGCUAAUUGAUAUUGUUGAUGAUAUCUAUAUCCUCUAAGCAUUAAUUGCCAUAAUUCCCUAUUCCUUUAGAAUAUCAAAAUGUACAUACUCUAGACAUUGACUUCAAUGAUCUAGAAAAGGAUGAGCACUGUUUGUUGAAGCAGGGCAUUUAGGGGCAUAUAGACUCCAUAUAUGUGUAUUUAUAGAAAUCUUCUCUGGCCCAAAUAGUCAUCUUUGUUAUAUCUUCAUGCAUUAAAAAUAAGUAACUCUUUCCUCUUGAAAAAGGAGAUUCAGACUUCCAGCAGUGAAAAGCAUGACAACAAAAUGCUAAUUUCAUAGGCUUCUUUUCAUCCCGGUGAACUUUUCCCCCUCCUCUUUCUUUCUCCCUGUCUCAUACGUUGUGUAGGUUUAGACAUUUUCAUUCUACCUGAAACCCUUAUGUUUUCAGUAAGUACAUAAUAACUCCAUAACAAUGUUAAUUUUAAUUCAAAUUGAUUCUACUACAGAAAAUGUAUUAUUUGCACAAAGACUCAAAGGUACCCUAGAUUUUAAAGAUUCAAAAACUAUGAUCCAGAGAAAGAAAACUAAACUUGCAAUCUCUGGUGUCACAGGAAAGCAUUAGCUAGGUUGAACAUCACUCAUGGACACAGAACACAAUCAAGAAUGAUUCUUGGGCAGAAAUGCAUUAACAUCAAACUCCCAGGUAACAUUUACUUCGAGAAUUUAACAAUCCUCUGUAGGUUUAGAGUCUCUAAAUACUAUGAUUUUUUUCAAGCCAUAUUUCUUUGAAGAUCCAGGCAAAGUCCUAACCUAUGAAUUAAUUUUUAGCAUUUUCUAUGUAGCACUCAUUCCCCCACUGUCAUUGCGUUGAUGAACAUCUUUCCAUGAGAUGUUAUUGCAUUUCCUUCCCACUCACCCAGGAUAGAGUGGUUGGUCUUAGAGCAAUCUUUUCUCAACAUUGCCACAUUCACACUCAUUUCUCCGGGCCCAUCACCAUUAUUAAUUUCAUUCUAAGUAUGUUGGGGAGAAGAGCAAGAAGAAAAAAAAAAUAAAGAAUUUCCAUACUUACUAGUUACAGAUCUCUGUAGAUUUAUUUUCCACCUGCUUUCAAAGUGCUGUAAAUAAUUCCCUCUCUAACUCAACUUGGUGACAUAGAAAGCCAUCGGCAUACUUAAUUUGUUGUGCCAGAGAAUAUCUGCUGGUUCCUCUGGGCCUGUUUCCCCUUCACAGUGAAUAGGGGAAUUGAGGAUGCAUUUUAUCUUCCCUCAAUAUGGGAUCAGUUAGUCUUUGUUCUCCUUAAGGAGAUUACCUUUUGACAUAUCAAGUGAUCCCCUAAAACACAUUUCCUCAGGAGUACAGAUAUGCCAUCCGUGUAGUCAUGUAGUACUCUGGCUUCUCUCUUCUUAGCUUUAAAUGGGCCCCAGUUUUUAAUCACAAGUCUCUUCAAUCAACUCUAUAUUUCACCAAUAAAGUGUGUUUAGGAAAGUUGACUCUUGCCCUGAUUGUUUCUCAGCCUUGCUUCCUUAUUUAAAUAAAUGUACUCUUAAGAGAAUAUCUAUAAAUUGCACUAACAACUUUUACUGUUAUUAAGAUAGAAGCAACAUGCUAUUUGUCCCAGGUCAGAGGUAACAUAUCAGAUGUCAGGAUAAAUAUCACAUUAUUCUUAGUUUCAUAUUUCCUUGAUUUGCUACGUAGAAACUACAAAUUAUAUAAGUUUACUUUCCCAGAGACUGUUUAAUAAAACAAAAGUGCUACCAAAAAGUUCAAGGGUAACUGAUGAAAUAUAGACAAUCCGGGUUAACAGAAACUAACAAAACUUGCCUUUCUACAGAGAUCAUCCUUUCAAAGUAUAAUUCAGAGAUUUGGAUAAAGAAAUGAUCCCCUUCUAAAAUUAAUAUUCAUAUACUACUUUAGACUGUAUACUACCCUAAAUCUGAUAUUUAUAUACUAUUUUAUAAUUUUCAAAAUGUUUUCACUUACAGCAAAAUGUUUUCACAUUACAUUUGAUCUUUUCAACACUUCUACUAUAUAUCCUUACUAUCAGAGAAGUAGAUAUCAGAUUCAGUUGCCUGGAGUCAUAGAUUUUAGAAUUAAAAGAGAAUUUUCUAAAUCAACUAAACUUAGGUUCAAUUUCUAGUAGAGCCACAUGCUGAAUGACUAUAGGCAAGUUACCAAAUUUCUAAGAGUCUUGGUUUCUUAAUAUGUAAUACUGGGACAAAAUGUCUAGAACAUAAAGUUUUGAAGGAGUGUUUUUCAAAAUGGGUUCCAUUGGCAAGUGUUCCUCAAAUAAGAUUUUCAUGGUUAAAUAACACAUGGAGUGUCACACUACAAGUUCCUUUAGUACAGUAUAUUUCAGUGAGUUUAAUAUGUUGUCUUGCAUUGAGAAUUUUCAACAAGGUGAAAAAGUAUUCAGCAUUUCCCAAACCUAUUCGAUCACAGAAUUUUUUUUCCCCAAAGCAUCUUGACAUAUCAGUUUUCAUAGAUCAUACUCUAGGGAACACUAGUAUAGCAAUAUGUAUCUCAUUCCAAGAUAAUGUGCAAAAUAUCUUUCCUUGUAUCUGGCAAUAGUGGCCACUCAAUAAACAAUUACUUAUGAGUUAGAGUAAAUGUAUGAGCCUCAAUUUCCCAUUUGUAAAAUUAAGAUAAUAUUAUUGACUUUAUACAUUUAUUUUUGAUAAUUAAAUAAAAUCAUGGCAUAGAAAAUGAAAUUACUUGUAACGAUCCUGUUAAUAAAUAGCAGUUAACAAAUGUUGGUUCCUUCAGAACCAACUAAGAAUUACUAUCUGAUAUUACUCUGAAUUACAACUCUGAAUUACUAUCUGAGAAACUAAGUAUUACUAUCUGAUCACAUGGACAGUACCAAGCAUCUUAAACAGAGCCUGGUUUAGAAAACAUAUUUUCUAAUUUAGAAGCUGAAACUCUGUCUCUAAGACUAAUUUUUCUUGCAUAAGCAUUACAGAUCAAUAGUAAAGGUCAAUGCACAUGAGAGAAGGACCCCCUAAACUGGCAAUACAUGAGCAUCUAUUGUGAAAGUCAUGAAUCUCAUCUCUAGAAAUUCUAAUUUAAUUAAUACGGAGUUGGGGCAUCACAAUAAUAGUUUAUUCAGAUGCUCAGUUGAUUCUAAUGUGCAGGAAGGGCUAAGAACCAUAAGCUAAAGCAUAAAUUUACAUAUAUAGAUGGAACUCAAUAAAUUGUUGUUGUUUAUUAAUUGAUUGAUUCCAGAGAUAGAGACACUAGUUCCAAGCAAUAUAUAAAACCCAUAUUUAGCACUCAAUAUUCAAUAGACCCUUUCUACUGAGAAUUCACAAAGCAACCACACAUCUUUGAGACAUAAAUUUCAUGGUAUUAAAUUGAUAAUCUUCAUGUUUAGUUGUAAAACAUAGAACUAGCACUACUCAGAAUUACCACGUCAACAGUUCAUUGCUCUCUCUCUCUGCCGUUCCUUUUCCUAGAGAAACUCCAUUCAUUUCAGGAACGUAAGUUCCUUACACGCUCCUCUUUCUCAGUUUAUACUGACUUUCAGACAACCAGUUCUUGCCAUAAAUGAAUACUAAGGCCACCAUGACCCCACCAGGGAGAAAGGCAUUUCAAGUGAAAUUCAAAAUGAAAAUGUGAACUUGAAAGAAAAACUUUCAAACUGUGUUUACAUCACUAGUUCUCAGACACAUCGAUGUAAAUCAUAAUCACUUGGGAAACUUACUUAAACUACAGUUUACAGGCUCUACUUCCAGACGUGGUUCCUCAGUAGGAAAAGUCCAGGAAUCUAUAUUUUUAAUAAAGCUUGAAAGUGAAUGCUUAAAACUUGUUAUACAUAUUAGUUGUCAUAAAAAUUAGUUUGAAUACAGGAGUUUUCUCCAAAACUAGGUCAUAUAUAUGAAUCUUCCUUAAACGUAUUAAUAUUUCUAAUCUGAGAGGUUUUUUUUAAUAACUUUUUUCACAUGUGGUUUUUUCCAACAAUCCUAAAUAUAGUUGCUUCACUUAAAAGUAAUUGGUAAACAUGAGUUUUCAUUAAAACAAGCUUGAAUAUAGCAGUUUUGCUAGUUUUACUUCAAAUCAGCUGGUUGAACAUGAGUUUUUAUUAAAUGAUAGCAGGUUAUCUGUGGAUUAUGCUUUGAGAAAUAAUGUUUAAGAUUAGGAGAAAUCAGGGAGGUAUUAAAAGAUUAAAGUGCAUCACAUAAUAUUGUCUAAUUUGUCUCCUAAUAUGUCUGUCUAACCUAAUGCAAUAAGGGUGAAAAAAGGCCUUAUUUUAUUUUGCUUUAGGCUAAAAUUAUAAAUUGAAUCAUUUUAGAGUUUCUCCAGAAAAAUGGGAACUACCUAAGGAAUGUUUGGUGGGUAGGGAUCUUGCCAUUAGGAAAAUCAGUUGGAUCAUAUAAUGAUAAACCUACCCUAGGAAAAUUAUUUCCAAAUACCUCACUGCAUUUGACUAGCAUUAUGUUAGGUUCUAUCUGAACCAUCUGCAGCAAUGCAAGACUACAAUGAAUCCCAAUUAGUUUCCAAGCACAUGACCCUUAUCGUGCAAGGUCUAUUUCCUAGUAAGCAAUUUAAAAGUAGUCCGAACAGCCUUUAAAGGCAAAAGAAAAGUGAAACAUUCUUACUUAUUGUACUAUUUUCUGCACAUCUAACUGUGCCAAAUGGCAUUAUUAAUUAACUCUUACAGAUAAUGAAAAAUUUCUGCUUGAUGCUGCAGUUUUAACUUGCCUUUAGGAACCAUCUCAUUAUGCUUCUCACAGUUAGGAAAUUCUAUGUCCAGAUGCACAAGCAUAUUAAAAUCAUUUUUGCUUUCAAAAUCCUCUCCACAGAGACUGAUAUUGUGGAGAAUGGGAGUCUUUAAAUUUUUGAAGAAUUUCUAUUUGCAAAGAUAGGGUCAUUCUUGUGCUAGAAAGUCAACAUCGCAAAUGUGGUUUCACACCCUGCAGAAUUUAAGUGUUGGUGUUUUCAGAUCAAAGGCCAUUAGCCAAUGGCCUAAACUACACAGCAAUGUGACUUCAUGUCACAAUAUACACAUCUAGAUAGACACAAAUAAUGAGAAAGACCUAAAGGAUGGCAUGAAGUUACUGUAUUUCUCCCUGGCGAUUAAAAAUUUUUAAUUCAACUUGACCAGGAUUGUCUUUCUGCCCAAUUUUUCAACAGAAUGGCAUGUUUAGAAUUAAAAUAUUCAAAUAUUCUUUUUUCCACUUCAAGCAAGAAGUCUGCCCUGAUCACUUAGUCUUUACCAACCGUAAGGACUAAGAAACAACUCUCCGUAGAUAACCCACUCAAACUUGGUAUUCAUCUUUCCUCGAUGUCUCUUGGCACAUUUUCAGAUGCUUCCAAGUAUCUUCAGCUGUAUUUCUUCUACAGUCUCAUCACCUUAUUUAGCAAGUGAUUUGCAGAAGUCUCUUUAAUCAAGUUAUUUUUGUAAUUGUGCAAAGAGGCUUUCGUUUGCCUAGAAACUAAACAUUCAUUAAUUAUCAGAGAAGCCAGGAAGCAAUUAACAUCCAUUUGGAAAUAACUUUUCUGGUGCACAAGUUAACAUUGUUUUAUAAAUCAAACAAACUCUGAAAGAGAUAUGUGGCCCAAAAGACAGGUGACUUGGAAACCACAAGCCAAGAAUGCAGGUCUCCAUACUGCUGCUAAAUGGCUAUGUAUCUUUGGGCAAGUCAUUUCCUUCCCCCAACCUCAGUUUCCUAAUCUGUGGAAAGAGGAGAUAAAAUCUGAAGUUCUCUUCCAAUCAUGGUAUAUUUUAAAAAAUCUAUUAGAAAAGUGGGAAGGAAAAAUAAAAAUACAGAAGCAGUGAUAAAAUGUUUUUGUUGUUGAUAUAUUUUUUAAUAUGGUUUUGUAUCUGUCUUGAACGCAUUAAAUUCUUAUUGCAGCAAGAAUCACUUUGCCCAGCCAGUACUUCAAGGUAGAAAAGUCUGCCCUGGAUAUAAAGAAAAUGGCCCAACUCCCUUCACAGCACCAAGAAGCAAGAGGUUUCCCAUCCAAUCAUUCAUAAGCAAAUCAUUACAAACUCAGUGAAGGUUACUGAAGUAGAAUUGUUCUUGAUUUUGAUGAGCCUACAGACUAGGCAAUAAAAAAAUAAAAUGAGGUAUGUUCCUGGGAAGCUAUUCAGAGCUGUAGAACUGAUUACAUACUCAUAAUUCAAGAAAGGGGAAGAUAAAUGGUGUUGGAUGCUUCCUAUUCUGUAAGUGGAACUUAGUAUUUCUUCUAAAGAGAGACAAGGAAAAACAAAGGAAAAUAACAGCGUGUGUUUGUUUUUCAUUGUUUUUAUCCCUACCCUUCUUCCCACCAUCAAGCAUCAGGGUUUUUAUACAAAUUGCUCCCAAGCUAGAGAUAAGUCAACCUUUUAGCUUUUGAGUUGUAAGUAGUCUUUGCAAAUUUGUAGCACAGAAAAAAAAAUCUUGAAAACCAUAGCUUUCAAUUGUUAGAUCCAGAUGUUUUAUUGAAUAAAUUAGUUGUUUGAGUUUAAAAAAAGUUUAUCUACAAUUAGCAAGAGCCAAACCCAGAAGGCUAAGGUUGGUGACACACAUAUGAUUAUGUUUCCCUACCUCAUUUUCCUACCCCAGACUGGAUUUUGACCACUAGGAAAGGGAGAAUUGGAGGGAUGUCACAAAGACCUGGAUACUACCAGAAUCUCUGACAGGAGGCCAUCACUCAGCCAGUGAGCAUCCCUGGGCCAAGUCCAAACUUGGGGGGACAGGAAAAUAGAAACCCCAGAAAAGUUCAAAGGGAAUUCUGAACAGAAUAUGCCAUUGUCACCUUCUCUGGUUAUAGCCCAGUAGGUGGUAAAAUGUAUGUAGAGAUAUUUUACAGCUAACUGUCUCCUGAACGGCAGAAUAGCAGCAUCUUGGGCAGUGAGACCAUGGAAUGCUUUAUAGAGUCUUCCUCAAUCCCAGAGAAUGCCUGGGAAAACACCCCAAAAUCCAUGGCUCUUCCCACCCAAGAGCCCUGGGCUGAGAGAACCCGUGGACUAGAAGCCUUGAGGUUGGAGCAGAAAAAGCACAGAGUAUUCAGACCUGACACACCAUGGUGGAGUCACAGCGGAGACAGAAACCAGUGUCCAUGACCUAGUAGGAUGUCACACCCCAGGGAAGCCAAAAUGACAGAAGGUGGCCAUGGACCAGCUGCUCCCUGGCCUCUAGACACCUCUCCCAAUCCUAUAUGAUUCAAGUACAGGCCUUAGAAAGAAGAGAAGGAGAAGGGAGGUGGGGAGAGGACUGCAUUAACUGAGCCAUUAACCAAAAAGAAGUAUUUUUAAACUAAAACUGAAUUACCUUGAGUUGACUAGAUCCACUAGCUGAUGGGGAACCUCUAAGAGGUGAGUUCUGUUGUUUUAAAGGGAAUAAUAAUAAUUUCAGAAAUUUUUUUGUACAUCCAAGUUCAUAGCUUAAGAAAAAUGCAUACUCACUGCAGUAUACAUAAGCUCGUACCCCAAAGACUCUACAUAUAGUGCACACAGGAACUGUGGACAACUAACCACACUACAUCAGGGGCAAUUUAGCUCAAGGGCAGGGCCAUCCCCUAUAGGAGAAGAAGCAUACAAAGAAUUUCUUGGAAGUUUACUUUUAUGAAUCUAACUCAGCCUCUGACAUGUUAAAAGAAACAAGCCUUCUUUAUGAGGCGAAGGAAAGCCAAUCUCUACAGAAUUAUCUCAGGCCUUCAGUAUAAGAAGCCAGAGAGAAGGCAGAGCGCCAGGGACCGAAGCCACACGGCCUCUGACAGUGACUCCAGGAAGGAGAAAACUCACCGUGUGUGGUUUGGAUUGAAUGCAAACACACUUUCUGCCACUUUCAGCAAGGAGAGCUGCUUACUUAAGAUAUAGGAGACCCACCUGACGAUUAUCCUCACUGCAGAAACAUCUCUCUGCUCUCCGGUCACAAGGCUUAAAUGGACCAACUUUCAUUCUCUUUAUACCAUCAUCCAUUUGUGUGUCCUUUCUGGGGCAGGGAAAAGUUUCAGCUGUUCUUGAGCACCCUUAGGGGAUAUGGGAGAUUCAUAAGGUGGUCUCAGGCUGUUUUGAAAGUAGCUUCUGCUGACAUUUCUCCACUCCAGUGACUGCCUUCUCUGAGAGCCUGAGACAGAGAACAGGGAGCAAGUCUCUUGCAGCUUGAAAGACUGCCGUGUCUUCUAUACAGCCACAGAAGUCCAUUUAAGAGCUCAAAGCUACAAAUUUGACUCUUGUUUUUUUUCCUAUAUCAUCCUUACUGUGAGGGUAAUGCAUAUAAAAAGCUCUUGCUACAACUUGAAAACUGAGAAAAAGGAUUGGGAUUCAGGUGAAUUGAAAGAAAACACAUGGAUUAAUAUCAACAUAUUACAUUGCCUCAGUGUUAACACCACUUCUCAAAAUUCUCCAUGAAAUUAUCUCCAAUGUUAAAGGAGACAUAACUGUCACACCCCUACCUUCCAGGAGUUUGCACUGCAUAGCCUUGGGCAGCCACCCCGUGUGCAAAAUUUCUUUAAGAAUCAUUUAAAAAUAAAUAAAAAUUCAUAUGGCUGUGUAUGCCAUUUUGCAAUAUAUUUAUAUUUACUUCGAUGGUAAGUUUUCUAAAUGAAAUCUUUACAUAAGGAAGAAUACCAGAAAGAAGAUCCCCAUGAUUCCAAUAACCUUGUGUCCCUUAUAAGUAUAUUUUUGUGGUUUAAGGAGCUCAGAUAGGUGAAUAAGGAAUUCUAGGGCAUGCAUUCCUGCAAACAGAGAACCUUAAAUUUAGGAUCUGAGAAGGCAAAGAUGUUGGCACCAGGUCCCAGGUAUGGGAGCAAAGAUGAAAUAGGGGAGAACAGAGGACAUAGAGGAAGCAAAAACAUGACACUAAAGGAGCUAGAAAAAGUGAGUUUGUGGAGUCUCCUUGCUAUAGCCAAAGAAAGGGAAGACAGGGGCUUUGAGGAGUUAUUACCUAUAGGGGCCCAGUUAAAAGCAUUUAAAGUGCAGGGAAAUGGGCUGGGCAAGUAGUGGCUGCUGGGUCACUGGUGAGGAUUAGGGUGGGUGACCACACUUUGAAGUUUUAUUUCAUUUUUCCCUUUUCUUGGAACUCAGUUUUAAACCUAGAUGAAGUUUUAUUUCAGUGUCUAGAUUUCCUUCACCCCAAUAUUCUUGGCACAGAUCCAGGAGAUAAAGACUCAGCUUCCUCAUUAGUUCUCUGGCACAAAUCAACAUAACUCCUAUUCUGGAAGCUAAUAUAGUGAUCGACACUCAACCUCCCUGAUCCGUGUUUUAACAGUUCCAAGGAUGAGUGCAUGAGAGAUGGCCCAGGGAUUCCAAAUGAGCCCAGAAAAACAGAUCAAACCAUAGGAAAUGAUACCCAAAUCCUCAUUCCUGGUAUAUAAGAACUUCCCCAAAGAUGGUACACACACAGCUGCUCCAAGAAUAUCCCUCUACCUAUCUUCACAUUAUUAACGGGGAAUGAUUGAAGUCUGGACUCUGCUCUUAGGGCAUCAAUUCUCCUGUGAAAAAUUGAAACCUGUGGACAGAUAAAUGACCAGACUUUCCAAGUCUCUAUGUAGCAAACCACUGAAUAGUAUACCCUGUCCCUAUUCCUUAAAAUACUUCCUGACUCUAAUCCCCAAAACAUCCUAGGUUUGCUCCUAUGCUAGACUUCAAAGUCAAAACAAGUUAAGGAUGUGAGUGCUUAGUCUUUCUUUAAAAAAAAAAAUUUGUUGAGACAGUGACUCCAUGGAACUAUGACAGGGGUCUGAUCAAUCCAAAGAAAUAAUAACAGUAAUAAUAAUUUCAUUAUUUCUCAGGAACCUAUGUCCUUAAUAUUCUAUAUUUUAUUGAAAAUGAUAUUUACAAAAAGACUUCAAAUCAUAGUUUGUGUUCAAGUUAUAGCAAGUCUUUACAUAAAAUGAAAGGUUUUACAUCUAUAAAAUGACAAUAGUAUUACCUACAUCCUUUUCUUCCAUGUGUAAUAUAAACAUUUAUUAGACAAUGUCACAGAGCUCUUCAAGUAUCUUUGAAUAAGGGGCUUAUUGAAAGGGAGAAACCUAUACAAAAUAUAAAAUUUGUAUUAUAUUAUUGGCUAGUCCAGAGCUUCUGAAAAAUAGCUCGUCAGAAAAUUCCUUAAAGGUAUGAGCAUCUAAAGUGGGUCUCUUAAAUGUUCACCCAAACCUAACAAUUAAUAAAAAACUUGAAGUAUAAAUGCUAAAUCUGCAAGGAGAAAUCAAUCUGACAUUCACAGUCUGAUGCCAACUUUUCAACCAGCAUGAAAGUCAAUUCCAGACAGCCUAGGUUUUUUAAUACUGUAAACUCAAAUAAAAUUCUAGCAUAGAGCUUUUCCUAUAACUUAAAAAAAAAUAAAUAAAUGUUGUUCUCUUCCCCUGGACCAUUUUUCCUGAGGCAGUGUAUUUUAGACACAAAACAAAAAGAACUGUAUUAGUCCCUCCCACCCUUUCCACGACAACAUUUGCAACAAAGGAAGGAUAAAGGUGUAAAGAGAAGAUAUAAUUUCUAUUCAGGCUCACACUAGCACCAAGAAAUCAAAUAUUUGGGGUUCAUUCAAAGGAGGCACUAUGCGGUCAACAAUUUACAAUCAAGAAACAAACCAAAGGGGAAAGAAAAGGAAAGCAAAAGAAGACAGGAGAAGGGAAGGAAAGUGUGGCGGACUUUUCUUUCUGAUGGACCCACCGCCGGCACUCAAGAAUCAGAGAAGCAGAAUGACUUUCUGCAAAACCGAAACAAGCAAAUCCUCCUUCUAAAACCAGGCAAGCUACAGUUCUAGUUGAAGAUUAAUGUCGGUUUCUCAGUUUCCUUUCCUCUAAAAAAGAGGACACACCCACACGUGCACACCAACACACCCCACGUUAUGUUUGGAUAGAGCCAGGAGCUGCAUAAAUGGCAAUAACAUUCUUUAUUACUAUAAAUUUAUCUGUAAGUAAAUUUUCCUCUCAGACUUAGCAUCACAGGGAUUCAUCAUAAAGGAGUUUAUAAGUGCAGAGAUGUUAUUUUUUUUUUUUAAUGGCAAGUGACUGCUGUUAGUUUUCAUUUCCUUCUGAUGUUUGACUACCAGGUAACCUUCAUAGAGCACAACACAAGCUGUCAUACUGCCUGUUACUACAUAAACAUGGAAACAUGUUAUGGACUGGACAAAACAAGUACUAAAAAGCCCUGAAAAUUUGUUUUAAGCAUGCAUAGGAUCUAUUUUAAUUAAAACACUAGUAUAAACAACUCAAAGGAAUUGCUGCAUAGAGGGACAUACGAUGGCUCACAAUAAAGAAGCAUCACCUUUUUCAUUUUAUCUCCCCCAUCAUCAACAGCAACAAAGUCAGUGAGUGCCAUAGAGUUAAAUUAUUUUCACUGCAGUGUAGAAAAUUUUAUUUUAAAGAAAGAGCAUACUGACAAAGUGCCAGGCAUUAGACUAAGUGUUUCACAUAUACCAGCUCAUUGAAUUCUCAUAAUAGUAAUAUGAAAAAGGAUUCCAUUAUUGUCCCAUUUGUUAGGUAAGAAAACUGAGUCAAAGAGAAAAUAAACACCUUGCCUACUGUACCCCAGGUACUAAGCAACAUGCCUGAAAUUAAAACUCUAGCAUUCUGAUGCCAAGUCAAUUCAUCCAAAUUCAAUUUGAAUGAAUUCCAAACUAUAAUUAAUGGCCUCAUGUAGUUCCUUUAAAAAUGUGAACUCCAUCCACCAGCUAUAAAUAGGAGGGCUUAGAAUCCAAGCUAGUAGGGAAAUUUCCAGUCUAUAAAGCACCAGAGGAUACUACUGGGAUAUCCUGCCUCUAGUUGCAUUGCCUCUGGAGUAAGACAGCUAACUGAAUGGCAUUAUUUUUGAUACUUUCUGAUGAUAUUACAGUUUAGGAAUUUAAAUUUUCAUGCUUUAAAAUAAAGUUUCCAUGGCUCUAUGAAUACCAAAAGAACCAAGCCUAGAAACAGAUGCUUUAGAAAACUACUGUCAUAUUGAUAGCAAUUCAGAAGCUCAAUCUUUAUAUAGUCAUAUUAUAUGUAUCUUUAAUUCUGAGAUUAUAAAAGGCAAAUUAAUGAAUGAAUAUGAGCCCCUCCCAUGCCACUCUGUGCUGAGAUGACCUUCACAGUUUCAUUUCCCAUGGAUAUGGUUAGCUUCAGCUAGUGGCAGGUAGGGGCCUUAAAGGUCAUCUUUCCUUGUGACUACAGCAAAAACUUGGAAGCAGAAAGGUCAGCCCCAAUAUCUUGCCAUUUUCUUUUUGACAGUCAGAGGCUUAAGUGAGAAUCAAAAAGAAAUCAUUGUGACCAAA
Molecule: messenger RNA, 15510 nt
Organism: Microcebus murinus (gray mouse lemur)
Lineage: Eukaryota; Metazoa; Chordata; Mammalia; Primates; Cheirogaleidae
Gene: GRIK1
Product: glutamate ionotropic receptor kainate type subunit 1
Biological process (GO): monoatomic ion transport
Cellular component (GO): membrane
Molecular function (GO): ligand-gated monoatomic ion channel activity; signaling receptor activity
Source: RefSeq, a predicted model, not a curated record